AUGUUGUGGGAUCGUGCUUUCAAAGCACUUGCAGUGGUAGCGUCAUGCUGUGCAUCGGUAGCAGAUGCCAUCACGUACACUCCGCUGAAGCCUCCUUCAUACCCACUGGCGGUAAGAAGUCCAUAUCUGUCAGCAUGGAUUCCCGGCAACGAUGUCGCGUCUCUUCCCUCGCACAAUGCUCAGUUUUGGGAAGGGAACAAGCUGAUAUGGUCGGUCAUUGCGCGCGUCGACGGAGUUGCAUAUAAUUUGUUUGGCGUGGCUUUCCCCCCGAAUGGAACACAAUCUGCGGUGGUCACCGAGGCAGUCUACACGUCUUCUCACACCAUCUUCACCGUGACGGCUGGCUCGCGCAAUUUCACUCUGGACUUUUUCUCCCCAGUCUCACCCAAGAACUACUUGCGGCAAUCAUUGCCGUUCUCCUACCUGACAGUGACCGUGGCAGCGGGAGACUCAAGCUCCGUGCAAAUCUACUCUGAUAUCGAUGCCAGCUGGACGGGCCAGCCCGGACACGCCCGCUGGAGUUUUUCACGAAAUGCAUCUACGAGUGUCUAUGAGAUUCAAGCGGUCAACACGGCAACUUUCUCAGAAAACAAUCAGGGACAGGCUCUGUGGGGCAGUGCCGUAUACGCGUCUCGUCCAACGGACUCCUCGUUACUCUCGAGUGCAUCUGGCCCAUCUCUCAGCACCCGCGAGUCGUUCAUCAACGGCGGCAGCUUGACUGACACACAGGACGAGUGGAGCUCGACAGGCGUGGUAGCUUUUGCCCACGAUCUGGGAACCACCACGGAUGCGUCAGCCGUGACUUUUGCGAUAGGCCAUGCCCGAAAGGAAUCUAUCGAUUUCCUUGGUCAGACGCAGACGGGCUACUAUCGUGCGAGGUAUCCCGAGGUGGUGGGAGCGGUCUCGCAUUUCUUGGACGACUAUGAAGACGCCAAUGCAGAAUCCGUCAAAUUUGACCAAUUGAUCCAAGACACGGGAGUUUACAGCUAUGGGAACAAGGACUACUCGGACAUUCUGGCUCUCUCAGUGCGACAAGUCUACGGAGGUAUCGAACUGACCAUCCCUUCCGAGUCGUUGGAUGUGAAGGAGGUUCGUGCCUUUAUCAAGGAGAUAUCAAGUGAUGGAAACAUCAACACCGUCGAUGUGAUUUACGCAACUUUCCCCAUCUUCUACGUGUUGAGCCCCGAGUUUCUGAAGCUCCUUCUCACACCGGUCUUUGAGUACAUGGGAUCUAGUGCCUACACGAAGCUAUAUGCGGUGCAUGAGCUCGGUGCAAACUACCCCAACGCGACGGGUCACCCGGCGAAUGGAGAAGAGAUGCCCAUUGAGGAAAGCGGCAAUAUGAUCAUCCUCACCUAUGCCUAUCAAAUCGCCACGGGUAAAACCGACUUGGCCGAGACAUACUCGGCUCAGUUGAAACAGUUCGCCGACUACCUGUUUCAGAAUGGACUCUAUCCGGCCUCUCAGCUCUCCUUGAACGAUGCCCUCGGUGCACUGGCCAACCAGACUAAUUUGGCCGUCAAGGCUGCCGUUGGUCUUGCCACAUACGGCGCUCUGUCAGGACAAAGUAACUAUACCGCCGCCGGCAAAGACUUUGCAGGCAAGAUCUGGACCGAUCACCUUGGGACCGAUGUGAAUGGCACCCACUUUCUGAUUCAGUACGGGGAGGAGCCCUGGUUCCUCGUGUAUAAUCACUAUCCGGAUCUGCUGUUCAACCUCGACACUUUUCCGGGAGAAGCCUAUAAUGCCACAGCCCAGUUCUAUCCGACAGUACGCAAAACCGACGGCGUGCCUCUCGACGGGGCCAUCAGCUGGGGGCAAACCAAUUGGCAAUCGUUUGUCGCUGCCACUGUUCGCGGGCCCACCCGAAACUUGUUCAUUGAUGACCUACAUAGGUAUAUCUCGAAUGGACUCAACUCGGCGCCGUUCUCCGAUCGAUACUGGGUCGAGGCUGGGAAUGGCUUUUCGGCGGGACAGGAGUAUGCCUUCCGGGCACGACCCACGCUAGGCAGCCAUUUUGCGCUGGCAGCUUUGACGGGCGCUGAUAUUCUUUUCUCGGAGUGA
Messenger RNA from Penicillium diatomitis, 2064 nucleotides. RefSeq names its product glutaminase family protein. The transcript is spliced from 2 exons. The record is from RefSeq and is a predicted model, not a curated record. NCBI's taxonomy places the organism in Eukaryota, Fungi, Ascomycota, Eurotiomycetes, Eurotiales, Aspergillaceae. The coding region runs from base 1 to 2064 and encodes 687 amino acids.